Molecule: messenger RNA, 1215 nt
Organism: Saccharomyces cerevisiae S288C
Lineage: Eukaryota; Fungi; Ascomycota; Saccharomycetes; Saccharomycetales; Saccharomycetaceae
Gene: REX3
Product: RNA exonuclease
Exons: 1
Coding region: 1-1215 (404 amino acids)
Biological process (GO): negative regulation of gene expression
Cellular component (GO): cytoplasm; nucleus
Molecular function (GO): nucleic acid binding; exonuclease activity
Source: RefSeq, marked reviewed
AUGGGAAGUUUGUUGAGACCGGUUGAUCUGGUAAAUCAACCGCUUGGAUUCCAAGAAAGAUAUAAAAUUUUGCAGAAAUUAUUCAAGCAGCUACAAAAGGCAUAUGCACACACAAAAGGAACUAAUAUUGACCUUGAAAGACUUGCCACUCGCUUAGAAGUCCAUGUUGCUAAAAACAGCUUGUCUGGUCAGAGUUACAAGUUUAACAUGAGCAUUUUACUGCGGGAUGUGCUUAAAUAUAAAGGAGAUCUCUCGAAGAUCAAAAUUAAUGGGCGCCCCCUUAAAGGAGCUAAGCCUCAUUUAUCCUCAAUUGGUAAUGCAAACUCUAUCACUACAAAAUCAAAAGCGAUGGAAGCUUUAAAGGCUCUGAUUUUGGAUUCGAAGGUCUUAGAGAAAAAUGGGUAUAUUGUUAAGGAAAUGCAAAAUAAAACUAAUGAUGACAAUAGUACGCAACUGUAUGCACCUUGUUUGCGUUGCAGCUCAAAUUUCAAAAAAACAGACAUCAUGGAAAAGACUCUAUGUAGGUAUCACCCUUUGAAAAGAAUAUACAACAGAGAUACCAAGAACCAUCAGUAUCCAUGCUGUGGUGAAACUACUGAUUCCGUUUCUUUUCUAAGGCUAGGAUGCAAGACGUUUUUUCACCAUGUGUUUAGAGGAGAAUCAUAUGACGAGUUAUGCAAAAUUUCGAAGUUUUCUAGUACAGAUGACAUUGAUGGUGUUGAGAAUGUUCUUUCUCUUGACUGUGAAAUGGCUUUUACAUCAUUGGGCUAUGAGAUGAUACGUUUAACAAUUGUGGAUUUUUUCACCGGCAAGACACUAUUUGAUCAUGUAAUUCAGCCAAUAGGGGAUAUUGUCGAUCUGAAUUCAGACUUCAGUGGUGUCCAUGAGAUUGACCGAACCAAUUGCCCGACGUACAAGGAGGCACUUGAUGUUUUUUUAUCCGAAAACUUAAUAAAUAAAAAUAGUAUUCUUAUAGGGCACGGACUAGAGAACGAUCUGAACGUCAUGAGGCUAUUUCAUAAUAAGGUUAUAGAUACUGCAAUACUUUAUUCAAGAACAAAGUUUAAGGUUUCUUUGAAGAACUUAGCGUUUGAAGUUUUGAGUAGAAAAAUCCAAAAUGGCGAGCAUGAUAGUUCUCAAGAUGCAAUAGCAACGAUGGACGUUGUUAAAGUCAAAAUAGGUAUUUCUCCAAGUCAAAACAAGUGGGAAAAAUAA